Molecule: messenger RNA, 762 nt
Organism: Saccostrea echinata
Lineage: Eukaryota; Metazoa; Mollusca; Bivalvia; Ostreida; Ostreidae
Exons: 2
Coding region: 1-762 (253 amino acids)
Source: RefSeq, a predicted model, not a curated record
AUGAAUUUUCUUUGUAAUAAAACUAGGAUAAAAUGUGACUUAUCAGGUUGUAUCACAUCAACAACAAAAUUAACAACAACAGCAGCAUCAGAACCAGAUACAGAAGAAACUACGGUUGAAUCUACAAAACCAACAAAAGAGAAACCACAAACAUUAAGAACUUCAAAGGAACCAGCAUUCACAACAACAACCCCAAAGCAAUCAACAUCGGCAAUGUCGACAGAAACAUCAACUGCAAAAUCAAUGGCAACAACGACAAUAGAAAUACCAGCAACAGAGACGACGACAGGAAUUUCAACUAAAACAUCAAAGACGAUUACAAAACCAAUAACAACAAUGACGACAGAAGCAAAAACAACAGAUUCAGCAACAUCAUCUACAGGACCACCAUCACACAUAACAACAAUAGAGCAUACUAGAACACAUUCCAUGACAGAACCAUCAACGACGAAAAGGACAGAACAAACAACGAUAACAACGACAACAAAAGAACAAGCAACGAAAACAACUGAACCAACGAAGUCUUCCGGAUUAAGCAAUGGUUUUAUUCUACUUGUUUCCAUCUUGGUGCCCAGUUCUGUUGUCAUUCUGAUGGCCAUAAUAAUUGGUUGCGCCAUAUAUUACUGUCAAAGUAGAGGGGGAGGAGCAACGGAAGAUCGUGGCGAUUUAACAAGAGAAUAUAAACAGGAUUUUGCAGGACCGAUAGGGAUGCGGCAAUUUAGAAAAGUGAUUGGAAAACAGGAUUUGAAAAGCAAUUAUUAA